This is a messenger RNA of Planococcus citri (citrus mealybug), 1924 nucleotides long. RefSeq lists its product as uncharacterized. The record is from RefSeq and is a predicted model, not a curated record. The transcript is spliced from 4 exons. NCBI's taxonomy places the organism in Eukaryota, Metazoa, Arthropoda, Insecta, Hemiptera, Pseudococcidae. Bases 1160 to 1735 code for a protein of 191 amino acids.
AAAUUUGGAGAUAUCAAAAAAAAAUUAAUCAGCUCUCAAAUCGUUUAUGUUGAUCUCUGUUCUAGAAAUUAUUAUGUCAUACAUAUUUAAAGCGUAUGGCAAUUCAUCGUAAUAAACGUAUACAUUGUAGUCUAGAAUUGACAGCAUCUUUUUAAUUAAUUUGAUGACGGUUUCGAUCGGAUCAUUCACUGAAAUCCGAAUUGGGCCAAUAGGCGCUAUGGUUACUUUCGACUCAUCCCAGCGGAAUCUACUUCCGCAAUAUACAAUUGGAAAUGUGUUUCUGUCAUGUAUAAAAAUGUCAACGAAUGCUGUCACACUUUUUUUUGCAAUAUUUGAGAUUUCAAAAAUUUGUACCAUCUGAAAAAAAAUUGAAUUAAUUAAUUUGUUCUACCAUGUAUAAGUAAUUUUACCAAGAUGUUGUGUUUCCAUGCUAUGCCAGAGAAAGAUAACGAAGUAUUUGCCUACACCUUGUAUGUAUUAUUGGUGCGUGAGGUUUUUCCAAAACAAAGUAACUGGAUAACUGGAGAAGGUAGAAAAAAUAUGGAAUUUUGCUAAAAGAUAAGAUUUGUUUCCAUAUCUGGAGGUUUGUCAAUGUCCAGUACGUACUUCUUAUGCUUGCUUGUUUGAGGUGUUCAAAGGUGUAUUGUGAACCAGAAAAAAAAAAAUCUUGAUUUUUAUCAGUUUUGUGUGUAAAAUUUUUGUGAAAAGUUGAUAUAUUUUUUUAUUUUAUUUUCUUAUUUUAUUCCUUUUUAAUUAAUUUGAGUUACAAUGGAUUCUCAGAACAAUGACUUUCUUGCUGGUAAGUGAAUUUUUGAUUCUAUUUUUAUCAUUAAAUUGGUGUAUAUUUUUUUUUCAAAAAAUUUUAGGGGGGGAAUAAAUUUGGAUCAUGAUUUUAGGCUAUUUGUGUUUGAUAAAAAAUUAUAGAAUUUCUCAAUUUUUCUAGGUUUAGAUGAAAUCAAUUUUGACAGUGAGGAAUUUCAGCCUGUAGACGUUAUCCAGGAGGUGACAAAUGCUGGACCACCAAAUGAGGUAUGUUUUUUGUUUUUUUAUUAAAUUUUUGAAAGAAUAAUUCACAUGAUGUCUGUGUUUUUUUUUUUUUUUUUUUUUGAUUUUUGAGUUUUGAUAACUUUGGUUUUGUUUGUAGACAAGUUUAAAUGCUAUGAUCCUUGAGUUGGAAACACCAAGAAAUUCCACAGUGGAGCCCCAGAUGGAGACUCAGAUGGAGCCCCAAGCAGGACCAUCGAAUGUAAAUGUUGUACCAGAGCCUCAAAUUGUUGAACCACAAGCAACUGGAAAUCAUUUUGUUGAGGCUCCUAGGUUAAAUAGAACUGUUGAUCAAUUCAGAUUUCCACUACGACAUUCAUACUUGAAAGCUGAUGGUGUUACGAAGGGAUUCUUAACACAUAAUGACCCUAGGGCCAUGUGUGUUGAUUACGAAUUAGGCUUUAACAGCCCAUGUAUGUCUACACGGUGCUGGUUUUAUAAUAGCCACUUUUGGUCUAUUCAUAAGGACUUAAUGGAAACAAUAAAAGUUCGGUUCGAAGGAGGUAUGGUGAAUAUUAAUGUAAUUCAGGUCCAUCCGCAGUUUAAGAUAUUAUUUCCCUUUACUUAUCAAAACUAUGUGGAUCUCAAAAGAAAUAUCAUUAGAUUUGGGCCAUCCUAUGAUGAAUGUUACUUAUGGUUACCUACGAGAUCACUGGAAACGUCACCAUUGAGGCACCGUUCAAACGUUUAAGUUGAUAUCAAGCAAGUCCGAAGAAAGAGUGAGAAAAAAAAAUUGUAAAAAGUAAUUUUAAUUAACCUGUAAAAAAAAAGAAAAAUAUUAAUUUUUGUACAGUUAUUAGAUAUGUAUGUAUUUAAACUAAUUGUUUUUUUUUUGUUUUUUAUACGUAUUUUUAUAGAAUAAAUUAUACAAUAAGAAAAA